Messenger RNA from Amblyraja radiata (thorny skate), 4846 nucleotides. Its product is annotated as C-terminal-binding protein 2. NCBI's taxonomy places the organism in Eukaryota, Metazoa, Chordata, Chondrichthyes, Rajiformes, Rajidae. Gene Ontology annotation, biological process: regulation of transcription by RNA polymerase II. Gene Ontology annotation, molecular function: transcription coactivator activity; NAD binding; transcription corepressor activity. The coding region runs from base 1 to 3084 and encodes 1027 amino acids. The record is from RefSeq and is a predicted model, not a curated record. The transcript has 9 exons. Gene Ontology annotation, cellular component: nucleus.
AUGCCUGUCCCUAGCAAACAUACAACUGUUGGCUGCUCUCAGAGCUGGGACUCUAACGGAUGGUACAGAGAGAACUGGGACACCGACAACGCAUGUGAAUACCAAAGACCUCGUAGGAGAAGAGAUUCACUAGCCUACCCCAGCGAAGGUGCCUACGACGGCAGUGAUAGCGGCAGAGUGCACGAUCACAACUUUACAGGAGGGUAUGAACAUAAUUACGAACGUUUCAGGUAUCCAGACUCUGGCUUCAACGAAGAUCAUCCCAAUCGGUAUGAUCACAGACCUGUGAGAAAAUCCUCUGCGCCUGAUCUCUCUCAUUCCCAUGAAAAGCAGGCCGUGAUGUCGGGCCGUAACUCAGUUCCUCAGGAUUACUAUGCUGAGCAGGGUCUGGUCCACAGGCCAUCGGAAGAGGCACGGUUUUAUAGGGAUCAUAUGCUUAACAGAUCAACGCAGAAUUAUGGGGUGUCAGGUGGGAGAAUGUCAUGGGACCACUCGCACGGGAGGCCCCCUCCCCCUCCUGAGGUAAACCGUGCGUACCAUGAUGCCCCUGGUAAGCUGCUUCACGAUGGACAGAAGAUACGUAGUCGUGAUCCUUCUCCUGCCAGGUACGGUGCCGAGACACCUCUCCCUCAUUACGGGGCCGAGCCGCCACCUCUCGCUGGCAAGCAGAUGUACAGUGAUGCCAGCGGUCGGCCAGUGGACUCCGCCGGUGCACGGCAGAUUACUCCGACAUGUCUGGUCGUGGAUCCUGCCACCGGAUCCCGGUGUGAGAACAGUCUGGAUAGAAUGCUGUCACCCGGCACAUUAAACCACGGCCACAGGCAAGGGGUGACAGCACGGGCCAUGUCUGAUUAUGGUGCACACAGGGAUGGCUUCAUUUCCAAGCCUGUUUAUGAUGGCUAUGACAACAGCAUGCUGGCACGUGGUCAACUUCCUGCAGGCAUCCUCGGGCAGGACAACAAAACUGAAUUCAUGGCCCUACUGCGCUCAGAGGGCUUGUCUGAAAGCACAAUUGGAAACUUGCUGCAUCAAGGAUUUGAUUCAACAAACUUCCUGGCUAUGUUAGAAGAAAACGAUAUCAAGUCGGUGGCACAAAACCUGGGUCAGGCGCGACUGCUGCUACGACUCAUCCACAACUGCAAGGCAGACGCACUGUUACGACAGGAGCUGCAGAGCAGCAGUGCCCGGAUGAGAACACGCUCAAACAGCUUCAGUCACAGGAGUGAGCUACUGCGUAAUGACUACGGAGUCCAGCCAGGGAUGGUCCCUGCCAUGGAUAAUCCCACUGCUCAGCAGCUGCCAAUGGCAUUGCAACCAAUGUCGCCCAGGUUUGCUGAGGUGAACCGCCGGCCAUCCAGUGCCCCUUCCCAGCAUCUCCUCGAAACUGCUAACUAUGGUUCCUCUGGGCCUGGUAGACUGGGGAACCAUUUUCCGAGCUUCACAAGCUACGGCAGCAAUUCCCCAGUUGGGCUGCAGAACCUGCGAUCAGGGCAUAUAUAUCCUGCUCAGUCCGGAAUAGCAAUGAAUACACUGCAGGGUGCUCCAAGUACAGCUCCCAAAACCGCCUACUCUACCAACUUCACGGUACCCAUAGAACUAAUGACAAGGGAUCGCAGCUCAACUCAUUCUAUGAUGCACAGCCCUCACAACAAUCCUCGGAUCCUGCGAAAACCAGGAACACCACUGGAGUCUACACUGGUACCUGCAAGCUCAGCUUACCAGCUAGCGAAUACUACACACCCAAAAGUGACCAGGCGUACAGGACCUCCAGUCAUUGUCUCCACAAUGACAUCACCUGAAUCAAGUAUUCGUCCUCAAAUUAUGAAUGGACCAAUGCAUCCGCGCCCUCUGGUGGCACUGCUAGAUGGCAGAGACUGUACCGUCGAGAUGCCAAUCCUGAAGGACAUGGCCACUGUUGCUUUCUGUGAUGCACAAUCUACUCAGGAGAUUCAUGAAAAGGUUUUAAAUGAAGCCGUGGGUGCAUUAAUGUACCACAAUAUUACCCUGACCAGAGAAGAUCUGGAGAAGUUCAAAGCCCUGCGAAUAAUUGUACGGAUCGGCAGUGGAUAUGACAACAUAGAUGUUAAAACUGCAGGGGAGCUUGGGAUCGCCGUGUGUAACAUCCCAGCGGCAGCCGUGGAGGAGACGGCCGAUUCCACCCUCUGUCACAUUCUCAACCUCUACCGAAGGAACACGUGGCUGUACCAGGCACUGCGCGAGGGGACCCGGGUACAGAGCGUCGAGCAGAUCCGAGAGGUGGCGUCAGGAGCGGCCAGGAUCCGGGGGGAAACACUCGGACUCAUCGGUUUUGGUCGUGUUGGCCAGGCUGUUGCUGUCCGAGCUAAAAUCUUUGGGUUUAAUAUAAUAUUUUAUGAUCCAUAUUUGCCCGAUGGAAUUGAGAGAGCUCUGGGCGUACAACGAGUUUAUACUCUUCAGGACCUGCUAUACCAGAGUGACUGUGUGUCAUUGCACUGUAACCUGAAUGAACACAACCACCAUCUUAUCAAUGACUUCACCAUCAAACAGAUGAGGCAGGGAGCAUUUUUGGUUAACACAGCACGAGGAGGAUUGGUCGAUGAGAAGGCUUUAGCUCAGGGCCUGAAAGAGGGAAGGAUACGAGGAGCUGCUCUUGAUGUCCAUGAGAGUGAACCUUUCAGUUUUACACAAGGCCCGCUGAAAGAUGCUCCCAACUUGAUCUGCACACCACACACAUCCUGGUACAGUGAACAGGCAUCCCUGGAGAUGAGAGAAGCAGCUGCCACUGAGAUUCGUAGAGCUAUUACAGGUCGGAUCCCAGACAGUUUAAGAAACUGUGUAAAUAAGGAUUACUUUGUUACAACUGCUGCAUGGCCAAGCAUGGAUCCACAGGCUGUCCACCCAGAGCUCAAUGGUGCCACCUACAGGUACCCUCCUGGUAUAGUGGGUGUAACGUCCGCAGGAAUCACUGCAUCCAUGGAAGGAAUGAUUCCCGGUGGAGUGGCCGUCUCCCACAACCUUCCUGCAGUCGUGCAUCCGUCCCACACUCCGUCUCCCAAUCAGCCCACAAAACACGAAGGUGACAGAGAGCACGCCACUGAGCAAUAGCACCUUGCAGGGCUCAUCCAGUUUUAGGGCCGGGACCAAGAGACACCGAAAAUAUCAUUAUGAAAAUGGAAUAUUUAUAGGAUAUUUGAGACUUGAAACUCUUCUAAGAAUUUGUACUCUUUACAGCUGCCAGCCUUGAGAAGUUAGUGUUAUCCAUGGAUGGGAUUGAAAGCUGCAUUAAACCCAAGAGAACUCCCUUGACUCAACAGAAACUAAGAAGUAUUUUACAAAGUGUGUUUUCCGAAGAAAUGUCCCUGUUGAUAAAUGUGUGUCACGUUCCUUCAUAUCUUUUAUCUGUUGAUCACAAGUUUAACUGGGUAGAUUUUUCUUAUAAUUUGAAGUAAGUGUUUGAUAGGUGAUAAGAGAGAGUGAAAUGUGCUAUUGACAGAAAAUGGUAGCCUUAGGUGUGGAGUUUCAAUAGGUAGCUUGAAGCAUUUCCCUUCAUCUCAGGAACAAAACCUUUUGUAUCGUUGGUUGGCAAGUUUGACUUCAAAGCAUUUGUUCCUCAAGAGGUCUCUCAUUUCUUGAUCAAAACAAAACAGUUUCUCUUUGUCAUGAUGUGGCUUUUUUUAUAUGAACUCACCUCAACUGAUUUGUCUGGACUAUUGAAUCAAUCAUGCUUAGAUCCAUGUGCAUCAGUGCAGUGUCUUACCAGUGAGUAUGGUGAAGGAGGGGGAGCUGUAAUUCCAGAUGUGGCAGCCAGACAGUGAUGAUUUUAAUGGGGUGGUUGUGUGGUUAGGGUGGAUUAUUUUUCAGCAAAACAUUAAGAGGAUCACUUGGUGAUUGUGGUCACAGAAAGUCAUCAUUGAAUACCGGAGUCAAAUUUAAAAGGUUACAAAUUCCUUCCCGUUCACUCCUUUUUACAUAGGACUUGUGAUCCAGGUCAAAAUACUACCCAAACAAAACUUUAGUUCAUGAUUAAGCAUUUCCACCAUCAAACGUUUUCUUGAUACUCAACACGCUGGACAUCACCAAUCUUUCGCCUGAUUUCACUUAAAACAGCAGCUCGAGUUACAUUAACAGAUUUCAGUAAAGCUUAUGUUUUGGUUAAUCUUGUUUUCAAAUAACAAGUGUUUUGUGUUUUAUUUUAGUUAUAUUCAGUUGCUGAUUGAAAAACUAACUGAGCUGAAUUUAGUAUUGCACAUUAUUAUAGCCCAAUGUCCUGAUCCAAACCCUUAUCUUUGCUAAAUAUGUGUUUAUCGUGAUUCCAUUCUAUUGCUAUUUUUUAUAGAGUUCUAGCAUCAUUUCUUGUAUGUAGUUUUAAAGAUUGUUUUUAAAAUCAGCAAAGACAAAUUGUCUAGUGAUAUCUGUGAAUCUAUGGAAACGCAUACCACUGCUAUGAGUUGGAAGAGGGGGAGUAGCUUACUGUACCUGGAUAUUAACUUGCCCCUUUUAAAGCAAGGGUCAACAUUCAAUCAUGGAGAUCAAAAAGUAUGUGUGUGUGAAAGACUCUUUGUUUAAACAUUCUUUUAGGCUUAGAGUGUUAUCAUUUAAAACUAGAAAGCUCUUUAUUAACGUUUGUUAAAUUGUGUCAUAAACUUGCUGUUCUGUUGUUCAAAUGUUGUGUGCAGCCAUGUUGAGUUAACAUUACUAGUGUUAAGCCUUUUUCACUUGAAACUUUUUUGGUAGCUGUGCAGUGACAGUUUCCAAUUGCAGGUAAAAUCAUUUUUUAAAGUCAGUCUUUCAAUUUCUAUAUUUCUUCAACAAUUUGUGUUAACAGUGAAAAAUUAUAAAGAAUUAAAACUAUUGCUAUUACUGUUUG